Carassius carassius (crucian carp) is the source of this 1034-nucleotide messenger RNA. It is a transcript of the gene tnnt3b, whose product is annotated as troponin T type 3b (skeletal, fast). Gene Ontology annotation, molecular function: tropomyosin binding; troponin C binding; troponin I binding. Gene Ontology annotation, biological process: muscle contraction; regulation of muscle contraction; sarcomere organization. Bases 16 to 702 code for a protein of 228 amino acids. The record is from RefSeq and is a predicted model, not a curated record. The transcript has 10 exons. NCBI's taxonomy places the organism in Eukaryota, Metazoa, Chordata, Actinopteri, Cypriniformes, Cyprinidae. Gene Ontology annotation, cellular component: troponin complex.
CAGUUCCCUGUCAUCAUGUCCGACACAGAGGAUGUUGGGGUUGAGGAGGAGAAGCCCAAGUUCAAACCAAGUGCACCAAAGAUACCUGAUGGGGAAAAGGUUGACUUUGAUGACAUCCAGAAGAAGCGCCAAAACAAGGACCUUGUUGAGCUGCAGGCCCUGAUUGAUGCCCACUUUGAGCACAGGAAGAAGGAAGAGGAAGAGCUCAUUGCCCUGAAAGACAGAAUUGAGAAACGUAGGUCUGAGAGGGCAGAGCAGCAGAGGAUCCGUGCUGAGAAGGACAAGGAGCGUCAGGCAAGACGUGAGGAAGAGAGGCUGAGGAAGGAGGAGGCUGAUGCUAAGAAGAGGGCAGAUGAAGAUGCCAAGAAGAAGUCUGCCCUGUCUAGCAUGGGCUCCCAGUACAGCAGCCACCUGCAGAAGGCUGAUUCAAAGAGGGGAGGUAAGAAGCAAACUGAAAGAGAGAAGAAGAAGAAGAUUCUGGCAGACAGACGCAAGCCUCUGAACGUUGACCAUCUGAAUGAGGACAAGCUGAGGGAGAAAGCUAAAGAGCUGUGGGACUGGAUGUACCAACUGGAAGCUGAGAAGUUUGAGCACAUAGAGAAACUCAAGAGGCAGAAGUAUGAGGUUACUACCCUGCGUAUGAGAGUGGAGGAGCUCAGUAAAUACUCCAAGAAGGGCGCCGCUGCUCGCCGCAGAAAGUAAGCGUUCAUGGAGAAAUCUACGCUCGUGGUCAAGACAUGCCUGCUCCCUGUGUCUCCGAGCUCUGCCUUCAAUCACCAGGCAUCUCUGAUCCCACCCACCUUUUGCAGUUUACCAGAGGCUGUCAAAGGCGAUCUUCCUCACCCUGCGUGACAUUAACACUGUCCGGUCUUAGCAGUAGUUGCAGUAGGAACUCCCUGCCCCCCCCCCCCCCCUCCCCCGCUGUGUCUUUUGGUUCCCACCUUCCGUUUUUGUAAAUAAUAUUUGGCUCGCCAGCUUUAUCUGUUGCAUCUGGCAGUUCAAUAAAGUUAUUCUUCAAGACUGAUAAACUAGAA